Molecule: messenger RNA, 3650 nt
Organism: Hippocampus zosterae (dwarf seahorse)
Lineage: Eukaryota; Metazoa; Chordata; Actinopteri; Syngnathiformes; Syngnathidae
Gene: prpf4bb
Product: pre-mRNA processing factor 4Bb
Exons: 16
Coding region: 64-3102 (1012 amino acids)
Biological process (GO): peptidyl-serine phosphorylation; peptidyl-threonine phosphorylation; mRNA cis splicing, via spliceosome
Molecular function (GO): protein serine/threonine kinase activity; ATP binding
Source: RefSeq, a predicted model, not a curated record
GGGCGUCUGUAGUCGCCUUGCUGUCUAAUCUCGAGAAAGAAGAAGUUCCCUUGGUUGUGGAAAAUGGCCGACGUCGAGAUGGAAAUCGCGUCGAGAAGAAUGAAUAAUUUCAACGAGCACGUGAAACAGGAAAUGGAAAGCCACGAGAGGAGUGGCAAUGAGGACAGCGGAGACGUGUCGGAGGAAGAAGAGGAAGAAGAGGAGGAGGCUGAGACCAACGGCGAGAAGCCUGAGGAGGCUGCGAAGCAGCACAGCAGCGGUGGUGGAAAACACAAGAGGAAAAAACACAAGCAUCGCAGCAAACAUAAGAAACACAAACACGCCACGGAGGAGGACAAGGAGCGCAAGCGCAAGCAUCGCCACAAACAUAGGAAACACAAGCGCAACAAGGAGGGCGAGGCGCCCUCCGCUGCCCCCGCACCUGCCACCAUCUUUGUCGCUUCCGGCCAUAAGAAAAGCGAAAGCUCCCCCUCCUCGGGUAACCCCGGCCUGGAUGACCGGGCGCUGCUGGAGGACCUGGAGAAGCAGAGGGCCAUGAUCAAAGCUGAGCUGGACAGUCAGCUGAUGGAGGGCAAAGUUCAGUCGGGCAUGGGCCUGAUCCUGCAGGGUUACAACUCGGGCUCGGAAGAGGACGCCGGCGAAGCCCGCGUCAGGAACGGAGAGCAGCGCCAGCGGGGCACCUCAGGGAAGGGCAUAUCCCCCCGCGCAGGGGUAGCUGCUAAAUCCAGACGGGACUCCACAGAGGGCAGCAGGACCUCUUCCAAGCGCCACAGCCCCGGCAAAAACACGGAGCGGCUCGCCAAGGAUUCCAGGCAAGACAAGGUGAGCAAAAGCGGCAAAGAUGCUAGCGUUAAGGACAAAGGCCGCGCCAGAAGCGCCUCAAAGGAAAGGAAGCAUUCAGACGCCACCGACAGGUCCAAGGGGAAGAGCAGGAAGUCCCCCUCGGAGCAGAAAAGCGCCCGCGCUGAGAAACAACGGCCCUCGCCGCAACGGGACGAGCGGCACGCGCAGGAAAAAGCGCGGCCGCGAUCCCGGUCGCCCGGCCGCGAGCGGCUCGCUCGCCCUGACGCCGAGCGAGACAAAAGACCGACCAAGUCGCCGUCCAAGGAUGCGUCAUCUGGCAAGGAGAACCGGUCGCCGCACCGACGGCCGCAGCACAGCCCCGUCCGGAAGCGCAGCAACUCGCCUCGCCUAAGAGACGCGCGCCACGCCUCGGCAGGCGCCGCCGAACGCAGUAGAGCCAGGUCGCCACCGCCGCCCCGGCGAGUGCGCUCGCCGGACGUCCGGAGGAGAGAAACGGAGAGGCAGGAGUCGCCAGUCAGGAAACGGCUUCGAGUGGAAGCCGGAUCGGGUCGAGACCGCUCGCGAGACAAAAGUCCGCCGGCGUCCUCUCGCCGCCGGGUGAGUCGCUCGCCCCUCAGGCGACGUUCCCCGUCGCCACGCCGACGCUCCCGCUCGUCCCCUCGCCGGCGGAGCCGCUCUCCGCUUUUGCACAGAUCCGGCGAUCGAGACCGAUAUGGGAGGCUGCGGCAGUACCGGCGCUCGACGUCGCGCGACCGCGGCAGGCGGCGGCGGCGCAGCAGAGACGAAGACAAGUUCAAGGGAAGUCUCUCGGAGGGCAUGAAGGUUGACCAGGAGUCCUCAGAAGAAGACAUGUUGGAUGACUUUGACGGCGAGGAGGUGGAUGAGGAGGCCUUGAUUGAGCAGCGCCGACAGCAACGAAUGGCCAUCGUGCAGAAAUACAAGGCGGCGAGCGAGGACACCAACAUGGUUUCGGAGCCCAGCAGCCCGCAGAGCAGCACGCGCAGCCGCUCGCCGUCGCCCGACGACAUCCUGGAGCGCGUCGCCGCCGACGUCAAGGAGUACGAGCGCGAGAACCUCAACACUUUUGAGGCCAGCAUCAAGGCCAAGCACAACCUCAUCGCCCAGGAGAAAGACGGGGCCAACCCCAAGAAGCCGUCGGCGCCCGACAUGUUCACCGAGUCGGACGACAUGUUUGCGGCGGACUUUGAUAGCGCCCGGAUGAGAGCCUGCGGAGUGGGCAAGGACUUCAAGGAGAACCCCAACCUCAGGGACAACUGGACCGACGCCGAGGGCUACUACAGGGUCAACAUCGGCGAGACGCUGGACAAGCGCUACGACGUCUACGGGUACACGGGCCAGGGCGUGUUCAGCAACGUAAUCCGAGCCAGAGACACCGCCAGGGCCGGCCAGGAGGUGGCGGUCAAGAUCAUCCGCAACAACGAGCUCAUGCAGAAGACGGGCUUGAAGGAGCUGGAGUUCCUCAAGAAGCUCAACGAUGCCGACCCCGACGACAAGUUCCACUGCCUGCGUCUCUUCAGACACUUUUACCACAAGCAGCAUCUGUGCUUGGUCUUUGAGCCGCUGAGCAUGAACCUACGCGAGGUGCUCAAGAAGUACGGCAAGGACGUGGGGCUGCACAUCAAGGCUGUGCGCUCGUACAGUCAACAGCUCUUCUUGGCCUUGAAGCUGCUCAAGAGAUGCAACAUCCUGCACGCCGACAUCAAGCCCGACAACAUCCUGGUGAACGAGUCCAAGACCAUCUUGAAACUGUGCGACUUCGGCUCGGCGUCGCACGUGGCCGACAACGACAUCACGCCGUACCUGGUUAGCAGGUUCUACCGAGCGCCGGAGAUCAUCAUCGGCAAGCCGUACGACUAUGGCAUCGACAUGUGGUCGGUGGGCUGCACGCUUUAUGAGCUCUACACGGGCAAGAUCCUCUUCCCGGGCUCCUCCAACAACCAUAUGAUCAAACUGGCCAUGGACGUCAAGGGCAAAAUGCCCAACAAGAUGAUCCGCAAGGGCUUGUUCAAAGACCAACACUUUGACCAGAACCUCAACUUCCUCUACAUCGAAGUGGACAAAGUCACGGAAAGGGAGAAGGUGACGGUGAUGAGCACCAUCAACCCCACCAAAGACCUGCUGGGCGACAUGAUCGGCGGCCAGCGUCUCCCGGAGGAGCAGCGCAAGAAGGUGAUGCAGCUGAAAGACCUGCUGGACGCCACCCUCAUGCUGGACCCGGCCAAGCGCAUCAGCAUCAACCAGGCCCUGCAGCACGCCUUCAUCCAGGAGAAGAUCUGACCGCACCAAAACCACUUCUGGUGGGCUUCCUUCGCUCAAACGGGGGUCUUGCACUGUAAAUACCACACGCUAGCUUCCCAUUAGCUUUCUUUCUUUCUUCUUUUUUUUUGUUUGUUUUGUUUUGUUUUUUUUAAGCGGCCCAGUCAUUGUAAACGUCCACAGUGAUGCUUUAAGUUAAGCGGCGUGAGACGGAUGUAAAUAGUGGACGUCGACGUGCAUGCUUUCAAACGUUCCGUGUACAAAUGGCGAGUUCGGAAGAAUCAUUUUUGUUUGUUGUUGUCGUUUUGUUUGAAGCACUGUGGUGUGUUUGAGGCUCCUCAAGUGCCUCCUCCCGUGACAGCCGACCACUUUGCCACUUCUUCGCCUCCUCCUCGUGUACAUAGACGCCCCUCAUCAUGAUUCUUUGGUCCCCCCCCACCCCCCUCCCACCCGUUCACAAUUAGAUGGUUUGGUCCAAUCUCGUGAUUCCAAUGAAGACUUCACUAGUCGCUGCCCACAGAUCUCCUUCACUUUACUUUUUAGUAAUAAAAAUAUUUCCUAUUACCAAA